AUGCCUGGUGAUGGUCUUCCUCCAUCUGCUCUUGGAAAAGUCGUUGACUCCACGGCAACGUCAUACUUUGUCAACAAAAUGGCAACAAAUGCAUUGGCGGAUCGCCUGGCAAAAAGACGUCCUGGACACAGAGUGUGUCCACCUCCCCAAGGACGCGUACUAUCUUUCAGCACCAAGAGGUCCUUGAAACGGACCAUGAUCUUAGUUCCUGGUUUCAACAAUUUCCCGCCAACCGCCGUAGGCUCUAGUAUGACACGAGCUAGCGCGCUCGUUACUCUUUGGACAUCUCUCAAGCAGAUAUGCCUCAUCAAUUCUCUCCCCAUGUACGGCCGGAGAAACCUCUUCGCGUAUCUGGUCAAGCACGCCAGGGUUUUGUCCCAGAUGCGACAUGAGCCAAAAGGUCAACUUGUACAAGUUUCCUACUACGCUGACGUCGACUUAGCUUGGUAA
This is a messenger RNA of Parastagonospora nodorum SN15, 450 nucleotides long. RefSeq lists its product as hypothetical. The transcript is spliced from 3 exons. The coding region runs from base 1 to 450 and encodes 149 amino acids. NCBI's taxonomy places the organism in Eukaryota, Fungi, Ascomycota, Dothideomycetes, Pleosporales, Phaeosphaeriaceae. The record is from RefSeq and is a predicted model, not a curated record.